AUUACAGAUACUACUGCUGACUGUAACGGUGUAAAUUUGUGAUUAAAUCAUUUGCCAGAAGGUUGGAGAAAGAUGUGUUAGAACCAUGCAUCUUAUUUUUACCCUGUCACUGUGUCUCUCAAUCGUGCUCAUGACGUCAAUAAUAUCUCUGCUGUCAACAGUGAACGUUAAGGUUAAUGUACAAGAGACCAUGCCCACCAGGAAAUUGGAAACUGGAACCGAAGACAGAUAUUGUUGCCCAUUUAUAAUAUGGGUUGAAAUUCCUGGCUACUUGCCGACUUCAACACGCACCAAAUUGCUAAACAUCGCUCAGCGCACUCACGGAUUAGAAACUGAAUUGGAGAAAGGGUAUUCAGACGGCCGCGGGUUCCUAAGUACAAGUGAACACACUCUGGAGUUCGCGAUAAGACUUGUGUUGUCUUUAACAUGUUUCAGAAGUUUGAACAUGCUGGUAGCAACACUCAUAAUAUGUAAAUCAACCCACGCGUCCUGUCUGUACAAAAGAUGGAUGAGCAUACAGAAAGCUACCAGAUUGUUUUUCAGAAACCUGCCAAUCAGCGGUGGGCACGAAACACCAGAAUACCGAUUUACAUCAAAGGAAACUGAACAAACUCCUGUACCACCCACGAACCCGAAACACUUACCCAGACAUUUCUUUGAACUACGAGAGAGAUUCACAUUCUUCUCGAUUAAACAGGUGUUGCCUGGAUACGAGCUAGGUCGUCAUUAUUCCACCAAGGGCGAAUCAUCCGAUGGUCAGGAAGGGGAAUACCGUUUCGAAGCCAAUCGCAUCAAGAGUUUCAGGAAUUGGCCUUCAGCAUCUCCGGCCUCGUCGCUCAAACUUUCGCGAUCUGGUUUUCAUUAUACUGGAAAGGGUGAUGAAGUAGUCUGCUUCAGUUGCGGAGGACAUUUAAAACAGUGGCGAAAAGGCGACGAUCCACAGGACAAACAUCGUCGAAGCUUCCCAAGUUGCCGUCAAGCCAAUGGCAAUGAUCCCAGGAAUGUCCCGCUGUAUGAAAGGAGCUUCGACGAAACUUUGGCAGACGGUAUGACGGAUCCAUUUCCAAAUCUCGCACGGGAGCAAAGAUCACGCGAGAAUACCGUCAGCAGCUCAUCCUCGUAUUACGGAAGGUUGGCAUCUGCUUUGGAAGCCUCUAGGUUUGGUUCGCUAAGUCCUACAGGCCGUGCUGCCAGACCAUAUGACGUGGAGCCAAGGGAAAUAAAAGCCAGAAUGGACACGGAAUUGGUACAGCUGGUUCUGGGACUUGGUUUCGAACGUCUGAGCGUUCAAAAUGCCGUCGAACAGCGGUUAAGGACCACCGGCGACGAUUUCCUCAGCGCAGAGAGUUUGGUCGAGGCUGUUCUUAAUAUCACCGAAAGCAGACGACAGAGGUUGCCCCAACCGGAAGUGCAUGUUACGUCACCCCCACGUGAUUUGCCACGUCAGCAGUCACAGAUGCCACAUGCAAGUCCUGAAGUCGAAGCCAGCGACCGUACUGGUGAACCUAGUGGGAAAAAGGCUAUGUCUCCGUCAUCGGUUCCUCUUGAUCCAGAUGACGCUUCUAAAAUUCUGAAAGAAGAAAACCUUCGCCUGAAAGAGCAGAGAAGGUGUAAGAUCUGCAUGGACGAGGAGGCCAAUAUUGUUUUUCUGCCGUGCGGCCAUCUUGUCUCCUGUGCCCAAUGCGCCCCUGCUCUGCGGACAUGCCCCAUCUGCAGGUCCUGCAUCCGGGGAACCGUGAGAACCUACAACUAGUGUGACGCCAUUCCGAGAACUUGGUCAACAAAGAGGGCAUUCACAACAGAUGAUCCUUGGGUCUACUGAUCCGCAGAUCAAAUAUGGCGUACCUACGUGAAAGAAGAGGCUUCUAAUCCACUAAUGGUCUUCCCGCCUUCACCCGCGCCGUCCUUACAGGGGUGUUGCAAUUACACCUCGAGCGGAGUCGUGAUUUAAACCAGUGGCGUGCGCUGAGGCAGGAGACCAUCAGUGAAUAAGAUGGCUCUUCUUUCAUGUAGGGUACGCCAUAUUUAAUCCUCGGAUCAGUAGAUCCAAGUGCAAUCUGCUGUUAAUGCCCUCAAAGGCUACUACUGUAUCCAGCUAAGUGCAUUUCACAAAUACUCAUACUAACGUUAACUACUCGAUGCCUUUUCGGUCUUAAAUAAGUGUAAAUCGACAUUAGAAUGAAGCAAAGCAUUAAUAAAUUUUGCUUUCCACUUCAUUUGAAAAUUUGAUCUAGAUGAAAAAUUUAUUCAUCAUAAAAAUUGAGUUUAGGCAGCUCUGGCAGUCUGAUUUUUAGGCUUUAUUCUAAGAAUGUAGUCUAAAAUAGAAGACAUGCGGCCUUUACGAGCGUUUGUGAAACGCGACUUACAAGAUACUUUAAAUACCUAAAAAAAAGUAGGAGAAACCGGUUAAGAUUUUCUGUCAAACUUGUGCCGGGGAUUGUUUUUAUAUAAAAGCCUUAGCCAGAAAUUUUGCCUCAAAUUUUAAACCCUAAUUUUGUGUUUGGAUUCAUAGUAAACCAAUAGUAGCUCAAUUAAAUAGAACAACUUUUAGUCUGCGAAAUAUGUUUUUGUUUUAAAAGAAGCAUAGUCGUUCUGUAAUUGGACUAUUAUUGAAAAACCUUGUGUCAAACUAAACUACUGUUCUAAAAUUUAGGGAAAAUUAAGUUGGCUAAACCUCCUCUGUGUUCAGGUCCGAUGUAACCAAACUUAGGGUCUAUGUUACAGAAAGGCCCGCGAUCCAUUUAGUUGUAAUAGUUA
Lingula anatina is the source of this 2757-nucleotide messenger RNA. RefSeq names its product baculoviral IAP repeat-containing protein 7-A-like. Gene Ontology annotation, cellular component: nucleus; cytoplasm. Gene Ontology annotation, biological process: negative regulation of apoptotic process; positive regulation of protein ubiquitination; regulation of cell cycle. Gene Ontology annotation, molecular function: ubiquitin protein ligase activity; cysteine-type endopeptidase inhibitor activity involved in apoptotic process. NCBI's taxonomy places the organism in Eukaryota, Metazoa, Brachiopoda, Lingulata, Lingulida, Lingulidae. The record is from RefSeq and is a predicted model, not a curated record.